Molecule: messenger RNA, 1595 nt
Organism: Ricinus communis (castor bean)
Lineage: Eukaryota; Viridiplantae; Streptophyta; Magnoliopsida; Malpighiales; Euphorbiaceae
Product: lysine histidine transporter 1
Exons: 7
Coding region: 79-1401 (440 amino acids)
Cellular component (GO): plasma membrane
Source: RefSeq, a predicted model, not a curated record
GAAUAUCGAUAUCCAUAUCCCUAGCGCCUCUAUAAUCAGUUAUACUUAGAGCUUUCUCCUCCAACAAUUCGGUAAAACAUGGCAGAAACUCAACUAGAGAAAAGUGCCUCAACCCAGCAUGUGAAAGCUCUCAAUGACUGGCUUCCCAUCACCAAGUCUAGGAACGCUAAAUGGUGGUACUCUGCCUUUCACAAUGUCACUGCCAUGGUUGGUGCUGGAGUUUUGGGCCUGCCUUAUGCCAUGUCCCAACUUGGGUGGGGUCCUGGUGCGGCUGUGAUGGUGCUAUCAUGGCUCAUUACUCUAUACACACUCUGGCAGAUGGUGGAGAUGCAUGAAACAAAGGAAGGAAAGAGACUUGAUCGGUAUCAUGAGUUAGGGCAGCAUGCUUUUGGUGAAAAACUUGGGCUCUGGGUAGUGGUACCGCAGCAACUGAUGGUAGAAGUAGGGGUAAAUAUAGUGUACAUGAUUACAGGAGGGAAGUCUUUGAAGAAAUUCGUUGAUACUGUUCGCCCUAACGGCCCGGAUAUCAAAACUACCUACUUCAUUCUGAUGUUUGGCUGUGUUCACCUUGUUCUCUCUCAUCUCCCAAGUUUUAAUUCUAUUACUGGAGUCUCUCUUGCUGCAGCUAUUAUGUCCUUGAGUUACUCAACCAUUGCUUGGGUUGCAUCAGUGCACAAAGGGGUGCAGCAUGAUGUGCAGUAUACUCCUAGGGUUUCAACUUCUACCGGACAGAUGUUCAGUUUCUUUAGUGCAUUAGGGGAUGUGGCCUUUGCCUUUGCGGGGCAUAAUGUGGUACUGGAAAUCCAAGCAACAAUCCCUUCCACACCUGAGAAGCCAUCCAAGAAACCCAUGUGGAAAGGUGUCGUAUUUGCUUAUAUCGUCGUUGCUUUAUGUUACUUCCCAGUUGCUUUCGCUGGCUACUGGGUUUUCGGAAACAAAGUUGAGGACAAUAUCCUCAUAUCACUAGAGAAACCGCGGUGGCUAGUUGCUGCUGCUAAUAUUUUCGUCGUUGUUCAUGUCAUCGGAAGUUAUCAGAUAUUCGCUAUGCCUGUGUUUGACAUGGUAGAAGCAUGUCUCGUGUUGAAGAUGAAUUUCAAGCCAACUAUGAUGCUUCGCAUUGUAACUCGAACUCUAUAUGUUGCAUUGACAAUGUUCCUUGGGAUGACAUUCCCAUUCUUCGGGGGACUUCUCAGUUUCUUUGGAGGAUUUGCUUUUGCUCCUACCACAUACUAUCUUCCAUGCAUCAUUUGGCUUGCUAUCCGAAAACCAAAGAGAUUCAGCUUAUCCUGGAGCAUAAAUUGGAUCUGCAUAACAGUUGGUGUGAUAUUGAUGGUGUUAGCCCCUAUUGGUGCACUAAGACAGUUAAUACUUCAAGCCAAGGACUUCAAAUUUUACUCUUGAUAUGGGAUUAUGGUGCUCUGAUCUUUUUGCUUCUCAUCUGAAUCCUUGCUGAUUGCUCCAACAUUUCAUUUCUAUUCCGGUUGUUAUGUUUAUAUUUUCUUUUUUAGAAUAGCCUUCAGCUCACCAAACUUUGGUUUUAUCUCUUUUCUUUCUUUGUUCCUUCUUUGCUUAAUCAAUGUAAAUAUGAUUUUGUU